UUCCGUUUGGCUUUUUCUUCCUCGAUUUCCUGUGUCACAUUUAUUGUUUCCCCUAUCAGAAGUGCACAUUUACAGACAUGCAGGCUUGUUUCAAAGAUAAAGUUGGUGAUGUUUUAUUACCAGGAGAUGUAUUUUCUUUUCAAAUGCCUGAAAGUAUCACCGACAGCAAACCCGAGAAAGUUGUUUGUGGACCAGGGCUUCGGCGAAACGGAGAUGAAGUUCUCGUUUGCAAAAGCGGAAUCCUCCGACAUAAACAACCGAAUCUGUACUGGAUAGACUCUCAGCAAAGGAGGUAUGUUCCAGGGAAGGGGGAGAGUGUGAUUGGCAUCAUAACUGCCAAGUCAGGGGACAUCUUCAAGGUGGAUGUAGGGGGGAGUGAGCAGGCGUCACUCUCCUACCUCGCCUUCGAGGGGGCUACCAAGAGGAAUAGACCUAACGUGCAGGUGGGGGACCUGGUGUACUCUCAGUUCAUCAUUGCCAACAAAGACAUGGAGCCGGAGCUGGUGUGUAUAGACAGCUGUGGACGAGCCAACGGGAUGGGGGUGUUUGGAGCAGGCGGGCUUCUCUUCAAGGUAUCCCUGGGACUUGUACGCAGGCUGCUGGCACCCCAGAGUGAGAUAGCCAAGGACCUGGAGAAGAUGUUCCCCUUUGAGAUUGUGGUGGGGAUGAACGGGCGGGUGUGGGUCAAGUCCAAGACCAUCCAGCAGACCCUUAUUGUGGCCAACCUGCUGGAGAGCUGUGAGAACAUGACAGCCCAGCAGCGACAGACGCUCUUCAGAAGGGUGGCCGAUGGAUCCAUCUAGGCUAGGGGACCACUCUGCUCCGGAGAAGGAUGUUCGAGAACUGUCUGAAUUAGUGGGGUUCGUCUCACUCAUUUGAAGUCAAGGAGGCAUUGGUCUGGUCGUCUCCUUUCUUUGUCUCCUCUCCUUUGUGACUACUGAGCUAAAAAGGACCUGAGUGAUGAAUGCAGUGUAGUUGAAACUUAUCAAGUCAAAGGGGAUUUUGACCCCAGUGUGUUUGCGCUGUGUGAAGAAUCACCAGAUUUGUAUUUUAGUUUUUUUACAUCUUUUGUUCGUCAACUACAUUUGAGAAAUAAUGAAUCUGGGUUGAUUAAAAAAAUAUAUAAAAAAAGUGCUCAUGUUCAAACCA
Molecule: messenger RNA, 1149 nt
Organism: Salmo salar (Atlantic salmon)
Lineage: Eukaryota; Metazoa; Chordata; Actinopteri; Salmoniformes; Salmonidae
Gene: exosc3
Product: exosome component 3
Biological process (GO): U4 snRNA 3'-end processing; exonucleolytic trimming to generate mature 3'-end of 5.8S rRNA from tricistronic rRNA transcript (SSU-rRNA, 5.8S rRNA, LSU-rRNA); nuclear-transcribed mRNA catabolic process, deadenylation-dependent decay
Cellular component (GO): nuclear exosome (RNase complex); cytoplasmic exosome (RNase complex)
Molecular function (GO): RNA binding
Source: RefSeq, a predicted model, not a curated record